Messenger RNA from Marchantia polymorpha subsp. ruderalis, 3039 nucleotides. Lineage: Eukaryota; Viridiplantae; Streptophyta; Marchantiopsida; Marchantiales; Marchantiaceae. The record is from the annotation of a GenBank genome assembly.
CUUCACGGACUGUGUCACUUUAACACGGAGGGUGCCCUUUUGCCUCCGUCCAUUUUAAUGGAGCGAGUAAUCUGGCCUCGGUCACGACAACUAUGGAUCCAAGUUGCCGAGUUGCCCACGGAACCUACACUCAAAAUGCCGUCAAACCCGCCGAAUGAAGCAUGGUAUAAAUGGCAGUCAAUCUGAUAACGAAGGGUCAUGGAGAGAGUGCGAGAUUGCUCACGACAUUGAGCCGCCUCCUUCCUUCCUGCACAGUCUGUCGCUCGACGGGUGGAGGUGUCGGAUGAACACUCGGACAGAGAAAUGCCGGGGACGAAACUGUGGGCCGAGUUUUUGGGGCUCGGUUGAAUGGAGCAGCACCGCAGGCCGAUCGAACAGGCAGUGUAAUCAUAAUGGUGGAGGGAGGUGGAGGGAAGUGGACAAGUGUGCUCUGUCUGUGAAACGGUGAAGCUAGAGCCCCAGGAGUACCUUCCAAUGAACUCGCUCGUCGCUCCCUCGAAGUCGCGUUCCGAGCUCCUGACAUGGCACACAGCAGUGUCCAAAUCUGGAACGAGGCUGUCACUGCGCUCGUCGCACGUGGAAUGAAUGCAUACCUGGAAUAUAGAACCACCAUCUAGCGCCUCUGGCCAGUCAUAUGGUGGCGCAGCUUGCUUACCUAUCGGUGAUGCUAGACGGCCAUCAGCCUCUACUCUACUCUCGGGCUCUGCGGGCUCGGGCCUAAAAGUGGACGGUGCUGCGGCAUCUCUCAGGACUCGCGAGACCUUAUUCUCACGUGCGCUGCGCACCUGUCUCAGUCUGCGCUUCGGAACCCGGGGCAUCGAUUUCAAGAGAGUGAUAGAUUCAGUGGAGGAGGGAGGGGUGGAUGAGAGGAAAGGUUGCACGGAAGGGGUUCAAUUGUUGCGAAUUCGUCGAUACCAAGAUUUGUUGUGGAGGUGAUCAGGAGUUGGUGAGUGAGUGAGAAGAGAUUAUGCUCGAGAGACGGGCCGAGAGGAGUCGUCAGGUGUGUGAAGGGCGCGAGGGGUGGCAGGAGGAGCGGGGGCAGUGACGGAGUCGAGGAUUGCUGGGGGAAUUUGAAAAUCACAAAAUGCAGCAGCUGAUGGCGAUUCGCGGCUCGGCCAUGGAGCGGUGAGUGCGCGAUCCUGCGCAAGAGUGGCGGCAGCCGGAUUCUUACGGGCCGUUCUUUGGAAGGUCGUGGAAAUGCGUAAUUUGUGUUUCCGCCAUGUUGCCAUCAGCUUGAGAAAUUCUUUGAGGAGGCGGAGGAGGAGCCUGGGGGUGUUGCUCUCGAUCGAAACCGGUGGUCUCUGCAUGCUGGGCACGAGGACUUGAAUCGAAUCGAAUCGAAUCGAAUUGAAUUGAAUUGAAUUGAAUUGAAUUGAAUUGAAGCGAAUCGAUCCACGGAAAACGAGCGGCAGCUGUUAGGGGUCAUGGAGUUCUGGCCGGAGUUCCUCGCGGGCACAUCCGGGCGAGAAUUCAUCGCUGGGGGCGUGGGAGGAAUCGCCGGAGUCAUCGCCGGGCAUCCUCUGGACACUCUGCGCAUCCGCCUGCAACAACCUCGAACCAAUCCGAGCGUCGCGCCCAUCAAGGCCACGGCCCUGCUCCGUCAAAUUGUGGCGAAAGAAGGAGCCCUCGCUCUGUUCAAGGGCAUGUCAUCUCCCGUGGCCACCAUCGCCUUCCAGAACGCGGUCUCGUUCCAAACGUACGCCGUUGUAUCGAGAGCGCUGCAGCGGCGCGAGGACGACAGGCACACGCUCUCGUACAAGAACGUGGCGGUGGCGGGAGUGUGCGCGGGGACGAUCCAGACGCUGAUCCUGAGCCCGGUGGAUCUGAUCAAGAUCCGGCUGCAGCUGCUGACGGACCGAGUGUCGACGGCGCGCGCGGUCCGCGCCGUCGUGGGGCCGCUGGACGUGGUGCGCGGCAUUCUGCGCCGCGAGGGCGUGCGCGGGCUCUACCGCGGCUUGACCAUCACCGUACUGCGCGACGCGCCGAGCCACGCCGUCUACUUCGGCACGUACGAGUACGCGCGCGAGUGCCUGCAUCCGGGCUGCCGGCGCAACGGCGACGAGUCGCUCCUGACCAUGCUCACGGCCGGCGGCCUGGCCGGCGCCCUGAGCUGGGUCUUCUGCUACCCACUGGACGUGGUCAAGUCGCGCCUGCAGGGCCAGCUCCCCGGCGGCGGGCCCCUGCGCUACACCGGCAUCGCACACUGCCUGCGUCGCAGCGUCGAGGAGGAGGGCCUGACGGUGCUCUGGCGCGGCCUCGGCACGGCCGUCACGCGCGCCUACCUCGUCAACGGCGCCAUCUUCUCGGCCUACGAGAUGACCCUGCGCUUCAUCAACCCGCGCCCUCCCGGCGACCUGGGGCUCAAAGCCAUCGAUCUCUCGGCCUGAUUUCUAAGAUCCGCAGCCUUGGUCCGAAUUCGCGAGUUGAGCUCGAUCGGGGAGUCUGUACAGCUCGCUCAACUCGGCCGCCUUGCUUGCUUGCUCCGUAGCGGCGGCGUUCCCUGGUCGUCAUUGAUUUCCAUCAUUUUUGAGAGGUGGCAGAGUAGCCACCCCUUGUACACGAACUUACUUUCUGUCGACUCUGAGCUUUCUCCCGGAGUCGAUUUGUACUUCUCUUCAAAUGUAUUCGAAGUUCUCCUCAGCGCGUCGUGGGUAGUGUCAGAUAGCGCUUACUCAGAAUUGGUACGCGGUGACCGAGGUCUACCCACCGGAGGACAGCAAUCACAGGAAUGAGCUUCUGAUCAUACAUAUGUACAGUCAAGCAUUCAUCAGUAAACCCUGCUCCAUGGGGCAUGAGACAUUUUAUACAUUUAUUGCACGGGCAAAAUUGUUUCCAAAAGCUGCUUCAGUCAAGGUUUGUUCGUACUCAUUGCACGCGUGUCUACAUGUGUGUAUAUCUGUGUGUGUGUGUGUGUACUUUCUCGGCUCCCAAGUCCCUUGUGGGUUUCUCCUCGACAAUAGUCGUUCAAUAGUCAAACAAGUGGAUUUGAUUCGAGAGCACUGAUGUUGAGAAGUUUGUUCUCUAGAGGAGAUCGUCUGA